Lineus longissimus is the source of this 3140-nucleotide messenger RNA. RefSeq names its product probable arginine--tRNA ligase, mitochondrial. Lineage: Eukaryota; Metazoa; Nemertea; Pilidiophora; Heteronemertea; Lineidae. Gene Ontology annotation, biological process: mitochondrial translation; arginyl-tRNA aminoacylation. Gene Ontology annotation, cellular component: mitochondrion. Bases 221 to 2047 code for a protein of 608 amino acids. The record is from RefSeq and is a predicted model, not a curated record. The transcript is spliced from 18 exons. Gene Ontology annotation, molecular function: arginine-tRNA ligase activity; ATP binding.
UGCGGUGCCUACAUGAACACGAAAAUAAUUGUAGCAGGAGAGCUGGAAGAACCUGCGGUUUUUAUUGAUGAGCGAGAGUUUCUUCUUCCCUAAAUUCAGAUUUGUAGGCCCUUAUCCAAAUCUACGACCUUGCAUUCUGUGAAAUAUAGAUGCAAGUGCUGCUGACAUGGCCGAGGAAGACAAUUUCUAGAAAUCCGACAAUUAGUUGGCUACAAGGACUAUGAUUCAUAAUUUGAGGAGAGCUGUGGCCUCGUGGUUGUUUACAAAUACUGGCAGGGCAGUCAAUGGGUUAAGAAAGGAUAAGCUUGCUCGAUCGCUAGAAAUAACUACCAAAAACGUCAAAUCAAAUACAGAUGUGGCACACCUCCAGCUCAAAUUUAGAGAUAUAAACUCCAUCCUUGGUGCUAGUGGACUGAAUGAAGUAGCCCAGCUUUGCCAGAACCCCCCUCACCUGUUAUUAGACGAGAACUCAAAAGAAAAGACUCUUACAACGACAUUUGAUUCACAGAAGAAGUCAAUUUUUUUCAGGUUUGACCCUGGUCAUUUCACAGAGACUGUUCUUCGUGAUGUACAUGAGAAAGGAGAAAACUAUGGCUUCUCAAGUGAUUACCACCUAUUUACCAAAGAACGUGGUGAACUGGCAGAAAACAUCCCAGGACAAACUGUCGCUGUAGAAUUCAGCUCCCCGAAUAUAGCUAAACCAUUCCAUGCCGGGCACCUAAGAUCAACCAUCAUUGGAAACUUUAUAGCAAACAUCAACCAAGCGCUCGGAAAUCAUGUCAUCAAAAUCAAUUACCUUGGAGAUUGGGGCUUGCAAUUUGGUCUUCUUGGUGUUGGUUACAAACUUUGGGGAAGUGAAGCAGAGUUUGAGAAAGACCCUAUUCACCAUCUCUUUCACAUAUAUGUCCAAGCCAACAGGACAGUGGCAGAACAGGAAGACUUGGGGACCUCACCAUUGUUGGAGGAGGCAAAACUCUUACUCACCAAUAUGGAAAAUGGCGACCCCUCUGCCACAACACUCUGGAAAAGAUUUCGAAGUAAAAGUUUGGAGGAAUACACAAAAAUUUAUAAAAGGCUAAACAUUGCGUUUGAUGAUUACGAUGGUGAAUCAAAGUAUGUCGAUAAAGCGCAGCAGGUUCUGGAGGCGAUGAAGGAGGCUGGUUUAUUGUUAUAUGAUGGAGAUGGUGUUGGUUACUGUAACACAAUGAAAAGACCUGAUGGAAGGUUGGAAAGGGCGUCACUCGUCAAAAGUGACGGUUCUACUUUAUACUUAACAAGGGAUUUGGCUGCCAUUUUAGAGCGAUACAAGAAGUAUUCUUUUGAUAGAAUUCAUUAUGUGGUUGAUAAUGGUCAGAAUUUUCAUUUCAUGAGCAUGAAGGAAAUAUUACGCCAACUAAAACAUGAUUGGAUUGACAGGCAGCCAAACCUGCAUGUGAAGUUCGGUGUUGUCCAUGGCAUGAGUACGAGAAGAGGAAACGUGGUUUUCCUGAGUGACAUCUUGGAUGAGGCCAAACAGAGGAUGCUGGAGAUAAUGAAGAACAAACCUUCGACAAAGGCAACACAUCUGGAUGAGGUUGCAGAAACUUUGGGAAAAAGUGCAGUUAUCAUUCAAGAUCUGAGGGAGAAGAGGCAAAAAGGUUAUAAUUUUCACUGGGACCGUAUGCUUGAGAACUCUGGACAGACUGGUGUUUUCCUUCAAUACGGACAUGCUAGACUCUGCAGUCUGGAGAAAAACUGUGGUGUUGAAAGCAGUGGGGAUUGGAAUGCCAGUCACAUCCAGCAGCCCACAGCACAAGCACUGCUUCUUCAGAUAGCAAGAUUUGAUGAGGUCGUUAAUGAAGCUUACUCAAAGUUGGAAGCUUAUGUCGUGAUCCACUAUCUGUUUCACCUAGUCAAUUUAACCAAUGCCGCCUUUAGAGCUCUGCCAGUGAAGAACGCACCCAGUGAUGAAGUUGCUCAGUCUAGACUGCAGUUGUUUCGUGCCAGUAGGAUAACCAUUGCCAAUGGGAUGAGGUUGGUCGGUCUACAGCCACUUGAAACAAUGUGAUGGGUGCUGAUUUCGACUAUGGAAGUCAGACAUUGUGACAGAAAUGAAGUUGGUCGUGUACUGCCACUGGAAAUAAUGUGAUAAGAGUACAGACCUCAGGGUGCACACCCCAGCUGGAAGGGGCGAAUAUGGCCAAUGGAAUGAAAUCAGUUGGUGUACUGCCACUGGCAAUGAGUUAGAGUGCAGACCUGAGCUUGGAGAGUCCAAUAUGGUCAAUGGAAUUAAGUUAGUGGGUGUUAUGCCACUGGCAAUGUGAUGGGGUGCAUACCGCAGCUAGAAGAGUUGAACAUUAACAGUCAAACAUGGCCGUUGGAAUGAAGUUGGUCAGUGAACGGCAACUGGAAACAAUGUGAUAGAGUGCAGACCUCAGUUCGAAGUGUCGAACAGGUUGCCUGAUUGAUCUAGGGUAGAGGACACCUGUCCCCUGUUGAUUUGGACAUGACCCGAAAUCCAAGAUGACCGCCAAUCCACCAACUUGGUUUUUGGCAUUCCACCCCAUAACUCAAGAACCAAGUGACAGACCUGAAACUCUUGGGGUGUGAUGACUUAGUGUAGGGGAGAUUCUGUAUCAAUUCUGUAUAAAAAAGGUCGGUCAGUGCUCGAAGAGUCGAAUAUGGUCACUGUACAGCCACUGGAAACGGUGUGAUAGAGUGCAGACCUCGGCUUGGAGAGUCAACAGUCAAAAAUUGUCUUGGAAAUUGAUAUUGACAGUGAAACAUUGACGGUCAAACAUGGCCUUUGAAAUGAAGUGGGUCAGUAUACUGCCACUGGAGACAAUGUGAUGGAGUGCAGACCUCAGCUCGAAGAGUCUAAUAUGGCCAAUGGGACAAGGUUGGUCGGUGUACAGCCAUUUGAAACAAUGUGAUGACUGAUAGGGUGCAUACCGCAGCUAGGAGAGUCAAAGGGUUCAUGCACCGAUAUUUCAAUAUGGUGACAAUGAAUGAAAUUUGAGGAACUACGUCCUCUUACUCAAAUCUCAUGAAAUCUCCUCGACCGUCCAAUGUUAAGAGUAUAGUGCAGAAUCAGAAGAGAAUUGAGCCUCCAAGUUAAUUCACCUGAAGUGUUGUCAAAUGUCCCUUGCUCAUAAAUUUAG